Molecule: messenger RNA, 708 nt
Organism: Linderina pennispora
Lineage: Eukaryota; Fungi; Kickxellomycota; Kickxellomycetes; Kickxellales; Kickxellaceae
Exons: 1
Coding region: 1-708 (235 amino acids)
Source: RefSeq, a predicted model, not a curated record
AUGAUGUUAUCACCGCAUGCUUCUAACAACAUACAGUCCACUCAAGAUCAGCAGCAGCAGACCAAACAUCAGCAGUCGUUAUUGCAGCGAUCCCAGACCUAUCUGUCGCCAUCGGAUUAUCUCACCGUGAAAUCUCAGCUGCCAAAGGACCUGGGCAACCCUGCCCGGUUCCCUUUCGGUCCUGCAGAUCCGCCAUUCGGCCUUGGCAGCGCGCUUGCUAUGCAGCCAGACCUGGGAGCAGACCCAAAGUCCUCUUCACAUGGGAUCAGCGGGACCACGAGUAGUGCGCUGAAUACUGCUGAUAUGCAGUUUUCAGGGUAUUUGCUCAACGGACAGCCCGAGCUCGCUCGCGCAUACUACUCGGGUCAGAAUGGUGGUUACCCGUAUGCCGACCGCCGCAGGUUUCAUGACAGCACAGCGUGGGGCUGGCCGUCUAAUGGACAGCAUUGGACUUGCCGAGGGCCAAGACUUCUCGAGCCCUAUGAUGGGUGCCCCGGGUUUAGCAGCCUCGCCAUCUCACGGGUGCCAAGUGGGCUCUGGGCCGCUUCUCUCGCCAUCUCAGCCCACAGCCACCAAUAUGGCAGCGUCAGCGACAUCAUCAGCGGUGCAAACACCAUCGUUAGCCAGCUUACCCUCGGUUGGAAAUAUCCCGAUCCUCGGCUACAGUUCGUAUGCGUCGCUGCUCAACAAGGCGAAUCUCAAAUUUGA